GCCUCGUGUUGGUUGGGUUAGCUCCCUCUGCCCGGGCUCAGUAACACAACUCCCACAACAAUUUCUGUCGCUUCUCUACGCAUUGUAUGGAGCCUCCAUCACCUCUCUAACCCGUUUACGGAGCCGAAACCGGGGAAAUGGCGGCCGGAUUCGGUCCGGAGUGAGGGUCGGGAAUGAAUCUCCACGAGGAUUAAUGCUUCUUAACAAUUAUUUAUAUUCAAUGCGAGCUUUUGAUUGUGACUGACUCGGCAGGAGCGAGGGAGAGAGAGGUGGGGGGGUAUAUAUCAUGGCGGCUCAGGUCGCCACUCUUAACACUAGCCCGCCUUCCGAGCUCAAGAAACCCGACCGAGACCCCAAGGAGGACUCGGGUCCGGCGGAGAAGCAGCAGCAGCAGCAGCCGGAGAAGAAGCAGCCGGGUCUGGACGGCGGCUCGCCGGCCGGCGGGGAUCUGCAGGACGGGGCCGACGCUGGAAAUGCAGGGGGAGGAGGGGAGCCCGAGAUGAAGAACGGCAACGGGAACCCGCCCAGAGCCGGGAAUAAUACCCAGAACGACUCCGCGGGGCCGGAGGGGAACAGCCACCCGGGGCUGGUGCACCACCACGGCCCCGCGUUCCCCCCGCCGUCCUACGGGUACAGCCCGCACUACGGCCGGGCCCCUUUUCAUCAACAUGGCGGACAACAAAGCCCUGGCAUGGCAGCUGCUGCUGCUGCUGCUGCUGCUGGUGCUGGUCCGGCCGUGCAGCAGAGCAGCAUGAUCGACCCGUACCAGCCCAACUCUCACGACUCCCACGGCUUCCCCAACCACCAGUUCAACAACUACAGCCCGUUCCCCCCGGGCAGGACGCCGUACCCGGGCCAGGGCUACGGCAUGAACUCCCCGCGCAGCGCCCAGGCGCCGGCGGCCGGGGCCGGGGGCCAGGGGGGCCAGCAGCCGGCCAAGCCGCAGCAGAACCAGAACCCCCAGAACCAGAACCCCCAGCAACCCCAGUCCGCCCCGGCCGCCAUGGCGGGGUCGUACAGCAGCCAGAGGUACAGCCUGGGGACCCCGCAGCCCACCAGCACGCCGACCCUCAACAAGCUGCUGACCUCCCCCAGCUCUGCGCGGGGGUACCAGGGCUACCCGCCCGGAGACUACAGCAGCCAGGAGGGCGGCAAGGGACCCGCCGACCCCGGCCAGUACGGGGCCAGCAGCACCCCGGGCUGGCAACAAAGGGGCCACCACCCGUCGCCCAUGAGCCCGGGCCCGGGCAGUGCCGGCCAGCCGCUCGCCAGGAGCCAGCCACCUGGUCCUAUGGAUCCAAUGGGGAAGAUGAGAGGUCAGCCAUAUGGAGCAGGUAGUCCAUACAGUCAACAGCCACAGCAGGGACACACAGGUCCUCAGCCUGGGCCGGGGUAUCCUGGCCAGGCUUACGGCUCACCAAGUCCCCAGCGAUACCCAGUGGGGAUGCAAGGACGUACCCCAGGAGGCAUGGGUGGCAUGCCCUAUGGUCCACAGAUGGGAUCCUAUGGACACCAAGGACCAGGAGGCUAUGGCUCUCAGGGCCAGACACCAUAUUACGGCCAGCCGGGCCAGGCCCCUCACCCAAGUCAGCAGCAAGCCCCCUACUCCCAGCCGACACCUGGACAACCCGGCGGACAGUCACCGUACCCAGGGCAGCCCCAUCCUGCACCGACAUCUGCUACACAUACACAGGGAGGGCCGCCCUAUCAGCAACCCCACAUGCCCCCUCAGUCCCAGGGGCCAAUACCAGGUCCAUCCCAAGGGCCCCCACAGUCUCAGCCACCUUAUUCUCAAGCGUCAGCACCACAGUCAAGCCAGUCUCCCUAUGCCCAACAACAGGGGCCUCCUAGUCAGACCCCACAGCAGCCAAAUUCCCAGGCUACACCUGGACCACAAGGCCAAUCCAAUUACUCAGGAUCCACGCAGGGUCCUCAGCAACCUCCUUCACAGCAACAGCAGGCACAGUCUCAUGCGCAACAGCCACCAGGACAUAGUCAACAUCCACAGGGGCAACCUGCAGCUUACCCACAGAACUCUCAGCAGCAGCAGCAACAGCAGCAGCAAGCACAACAGUCACCUUAUCAACGCUUUCCUCCACCACAGCAGCAGGAGGUAUCCCAGGACUCGUUUCAGUCCAGUGCCCCUCCAUCCACUCAGCCUAAAUCGGGCUCAGAAGACAGUCAAGGCCGACCCUCCAGCCUUCCGGACCUGUCAGGAUCCAUCGACGACCUGCCCACUGGUACCGAGGGUGCCCUGAGUCCUGGCGUGAGCACAUCGGGUGUUUCGAGCAGCCAGGGCGAGCAGAGUAACCCUGCUCAGUCGCCCUUCUCUCCUCAUACGUCUCCCCACCUGCCAGGCAUCCGAGGAGGGCCUUCACCUUCCCCAGCAGGCUCGCCCGCCAGUGCCAGCACUCCCCGCACAGGACCGCUGUCGCCCGCCAACAUGCCCGGGACCCAGAUGCCUCCCAGGCCAUCGAGCGUGCAGUCCGACGGUAGCCUGCACCCUGCGAUGAGCCAGUCUCCCAUGGCCCAGGACAGAGGGUUCAUGCAGAGAAACCCUCAAAUGCCCCCUUACGGCCCCCCUCAGUCCGCCUCUGCACUGUCACCUCGCCAGUCCUCUGGAGGACAGAUGCAUCCUGGGAUGGCACCAUAUCAGCAGAAUAACUCCAUGGGUGGAUAUGGGCAGCAGGGAGGACAGUAUGGCCCCCAAGGUUAUCCACGGCAACCUGGCUAUGGCAACAUGCCUAAUGCCAACUACCCUGGACCAGGUAUGGGCUCCAUGAACCCCAUGGCAGGACAGGGGGGAGGACCACCGUACGCUGGGAUGCCUCCAGGAAGGAUGCCUCCUAAUCAAAUGGGGGCACGCCCUUAUGCUCCCAAUAUGGGCCCCAACAUGGGGCCAAAUAUGCCCCCGAACAUGGGUAACAUGCCCCCGCAGGUAGGCUCAGGAAUGUGCCCUCCUCCAGGAAUGAACAGAAAGCCCCAGGAUCCCACUGCCAUGCAACACCCUGCCACAAACUCCAUGCACAACAGGAUGCCUGGUUUCCCCAACAUGCCUCAAGGCAUGAUGGGCUCUGGUCCCCCAUAUGCCCCACCAAUGAACAGCAUGUCUGGAAUGAUAAACACUCCAGGGGGCUCACCUUAUCCCAUGGGGCCAAACAUGGCCAAUAACACCAGUGGCAUGGCUCCGAGCCCAGAGAUGAAUAAUAAGAUGAAUAACAAGGUAGAUGGGACUGGAACGCCCAAACCAGAACCCAAAUCUAAGAAGUCCAACUCAUCCACAACAACCAGUGAAAACAUCACACGCUUGUAUCAGCUGGGACCGGAGCCGGACAGGAAGGUUUGGGUCGACCGCUACUUGGCUUUCAUUGAGGAGAAAGCCAUGGGCAUGACCAACCUGCCUGCUGUGGGGCGCAAACCCCUAGACCUUUUUCGGCUGUAUAUGUCAGUCAAGGAGAUUGGAGGAAUGACACAGGUGAACAAGAGCAAGAAGUGGCGAGAUCUGGCCACGAGCUUAAAUGUGGGCACAUCCAGCAGUGCUGCCAGUUCCUUGAAAAAACAGUACAUCCAGUGUCUUUAUGCCUUUGAGUGCAAAAUUGAGCGUGGUGAAGACCCUCCUCCUGAGAUCUUUACAGAAAACAAAAAGAAUCAAGCUGCUAAGGUCCAACCACCCUCUCCAGCAUCCCUCUGCUCCACAGCUGGGUCAGGCUCUUUACAGGGCCCACAGACUCCCCAGUCCACCAGCAGCUCCAUGGCCGAGGGGGGAGACCUUAAACCUCCAACCCCAGCCUCCACGCCUCAUAGUCAAAUGCCCUCCAUGCCUCCUGGGUCCAGGAGCAAUGUUAACCUGCAGGACCCCUUCUCUGACGGAAAUGACCCCACUUUCCCCAGGAAGAACAUGACUCCCAACUCCGUCUAUCAAUCUGGCAUGAACACACCGGACAUGCAAGGUCGAAUGGGCCCCUACGAACCUAACAAGGACCCUUUUAGUAACAUGCGUAAAGUCGGGGAGCAGUUUAUACCUGCUAACCAGGGCCCUAACAGCGUAGUGGGUGACCAACAGCAGCAGCCGCCACAACAGCAACCUCCGUUCGCCAGAGGGCCACCAGGGUCCAUGGGCACAAUGCCAAUGGGGCCCCGACAGCAGUAUCCUUAUGGACCAGGCUACGACAGGAGAUCGGAGCAAGGACUGGGCCCAGAGGGCAACAUGGGAUCCGGGGCUCCUCAGCCAAACCCUAUGAUGCCUGCCAAUGCCGACACGGGGAUGUAUUCGCCAAAUCGCUUCCCACCACAGCAGCCACGACACGAUUCCUAUGGUAAUCAGUAUCCUGGACAGGGAACGCCCCCUGCUGGUUCUUACCCAAAUCAGCAGUCUGGAAUGUACCCACAACAGAGUUACAAGCGCCCUGUGGAAGGAGGUUACCCUCCAUCAAAACGGCAUGAGGCAGAUUACAGUGGGCCCUUCCCUGGUGGACAACAAGCACCGCAGCAACAGCAGCAAGGAGGUGCACCCACUCCAUCUUCAGGACAGCAAGAGUCGUACAAUCAGUACGGCGGCAGUGGGCCCUAUCCUGGACCGGACCGCCGUCCACCUCCCUCUAGCAAUCAAUUCCCAUUUCCUUUUGGUCGUGAACGGAUGCAGGGAGCCACCCCGCCUAACGCCCAGCCUAACAUGCCCCCUCAGAUGAUGCAGUCAGGCCCUGAAGGUCCUCAGGGAGGCAUGUGGCAGGGGCCCCGAGAUGUCAACUAUCAGAACUACGCCAACCGACAGGGUGGCCCCGGAGGCCCGCCUCAGGGACCCAGCUACCCUGGCAUGAACCGCUCGGAGGAUAUGAUGUCGUCAGAGCAGCGCAUGAAUCACGAGGGCCAGUGGGGAGGUCAAAUGGGCCCUCGGCAGCCUCCCUACGGUCCGACUGGGCCUGGCCAACCCAUGCCUCGCUCAGUACAGUCCAACUAUCAGCCUCCUCAGGGCGUGCAGAACCACAUUCCACAGGUGUCCAGCCCUGCCUCCAUGCCCCGCCCCAUGGAGAGCAGGACAUCACCUAGUAAAUCCCCAUAUAUGCACGGAGUAAUGAAGAUGCAGAAAGCUGGUCCCCCAGUGCCUGCGUCCCACAUAGUGCCCCCUCCAGUGCAGUCGCCUCUAAUAAGGAGGGACAUGCCUUUUCCCCCAGGAUCCAUAGAAGCUACACAUCCGGUCCUGAAACCUCGACGGAGACUCACGAUGAAAGAUAUUGGAACCCCAGAGGCCUGGAGAGUCAUGAUGUCAUUAAAGUCUGGUUUAUUGGCUGAAAGUACAUGGGCCUUAGAUACCAUCAAUAUUCUACUGUAUGAUGACAACAGUAUUUCUACCUUUGAUCUCAACACGUUGCCUGGCCUACUAGAGUUGGUGGUUGAAUAUUUCAGACGCUGCCUCAUUGAAAUCUUUGGCAUUCUGCGGGCUUAUGAAGUUGGAGAUCCCGGCCAAAGGACACUGCUUGAUCCCGAUGCCUUGAAACGAGACUUGGAGAACACGGAAGAGGAGGAGCCUCGGGAUGAAGACAUGGAACAAGAGGAAGAAGAUGAUGAAGAGGAUGAGGACCAUGAAAUUGAGGGGCCACCUCACGUGAAAGAGGAAGAAGAUCAAGAGCAGUGUUCCCGAAGUCGAGACAAAAAGACAGAAGAGGAGGAGAGGAAGAGCAAGGCUUAUUCAUCUGGACAGACGGGCUCAUUACACUCUUUACCUGCACAUGACAGACCCAAGCAAUCGAGUAAGUUUGACAAAUUUCCCCUGAAGGUGGUACGAAAAAAAGAUCCAUUUGUGGCUGCUCAGUCAAAUAACCAUGGUAAGGUGCAAGAGUUUGACAGUGGGCUACUCCAUUGGAGUGCUGGAGGAGGAGAUUCAACAGAACACAUCCAGACCCACUUUGAGCCAUGCAAAGACUUCUUGGAACCACGACAACGAAUACCUGUUCCCCAAGCUUUACUGAAGCGGCGAGUCCUUGAAGAAGAAAUACGGGAAAACUGUUUGCCUACUGAAGAGGAAAAAAGAAAGCAUGAAGAUGAGGAAGAAAGGCAAAAACAUUCAUCUUCGUCUGAGAAAUCAACAACCUUAGAGAAGGCCGUUAGCAGUGAGGAAGAAAAGAAGACAGAUGCUGACACAAAAGAGGCUGAGAAAGGGUCUAAAAGCAACCAGGAGAAUAAUAGACCCAUUCUUUCCUCUGGAAGUAUUUUAACCCAACAGGCACAGCAGACUGGUACCAUCCUGGAGGAUGAGCCUCACAGUAAAGACGAAGGGCCGCUCAUUGCACUGGCCGACUGGCAGGAUUCAUUAGCACGUCGCUGCGUUUGCGUCUCAAAUAUUAUCCGCAGUCUCUCCUUUGUACCAGGCAAUGAUCACGAGAUGUCGAAACAUCCAGGACUGCUGCUGAUCCUCGGGCGCCUGAUCCUGCUCCACCACCAGCACCCCGAGCGCAAACAGGCCCCGCUCACCUACGAAAAAGAUGAAGAUUCAGAUGAGGGGGUGGGGCAAAGGGACGAGUGGUGGUGGGACUGCUUGGAGCUCCUGCGGGAGAACACGUUGGUCACCUUGGCAAACAUUUCAGGCCAGCUGGACCUCUCCAUCUACCCCGAGAGCAUUUGUUUGCCCCUAUUGGAUGGUCUUCUCCACUGGGCUGUCUGCCCCUCAGCAGAAGCCCAGGACCCCUUCCCCACCCUGGGCCCCCACAGUGCUUUGUCACCUCAGAGACUGGUCCUGGAGACGCUAAGCAAACUAAGCAUCCAAGAUAACAACGUGGACCUCAUCUUGGCUACGCCACCAUUCAGUCGGUUGGAGAAGCUAUAUGGGAACCUGGUGCGGUUAAUCGGAGACAGGAAGAUCGCGGUCUGCAGGGAGAUGGCUGUGGUCUUACUGGCCAAUCUGGCCCAGGGUGACACUCUGGCAGCCCGAGCAAUUGCUGUUCAGAAGGGCAGUGUGGGGAACUUGCUUGGCUUCCUGGAGGACAGUCUGGCUGCCACACAGCUCCAGCAGAGCCAGAGCUCUCUAUUACACCUACAGGGGAUGCACUUCGAGCCCACAAGCCCGGACAUGAUGCGGCGAGCUGCAAGGGCUCUGCACGCCUUAGCUAAGGUUGAGGAGAACCACUCAGAGUUCACACUACAUGAGUCCCGACUCCUCGACCUUUCUGUGUCUCCCCUAAUGAACUCGCUGGUUUCUCACGUUAUCUGUGAUGUACUCUUUUUGAUUGGCCAGUCAGCUGUAGGGAGCUGAUCCCCUCCUCCCUGGUAACCCUGGCUUGUGUGUGUAAAACAGGGCAAGAAAAGUUCAAGUGACUGUCUUUAAUUUAUGAAAAUCCUUCAGAUUACAUUCUGUGAGCCCUCCACAGGCCAGCCUUUGCUCGAGGAGGUUAGUCGCAGAGCUGUGGUGGAUUGCAAACCAGAGAGAUGCAGACAAAGUGACACUACUUGCAACAUGAAAGCCAACUGGAUGACACAGAGCAGAGCACCAUGGUUAGGAGACUGUUCUGCACUUGGAGAGGGGGAGGGGGGGGGGUUCCUUUUAAUAAAGAUAAUAAAUAAAUAAAUAGCUGAAAAACAAAAACUGUAACCAAAGUUGCUGUCUCGUUUACAGUGAGUUUGGGAGACGCAGUGUGCCCUAGCUCUCCCCUUGAGGGCACAGUGAGUCUGUAACUUGUUGAUGUUCGGAGGUGAGGCAGGCUAACUAGUGGCCUACUGGUUAUAGUUGCUAUAGUUGGAUCCUCACCAGUACAUCCGACAGUAGACAGUGCUGUCAAUAAACACCUUCACCGGGGAGGCCUGUGCAGUGUGCAGUAGAUUGUAGGACAUUUUCUGUACCGUACUGCUCUUGAGUGUAAGCAUUCUGUAACACACGUUUCACACAGAAGCUGAUGAUGCAUCUCUAGAGUUUGAGGUCAUUUUAGUUUGGUGUUAAACAGAAAAUGGCUUUCUUCCCCAAAGUACCAAGAACCAACAACACCCUUACCUCCUCUUAUCCCUUGAUUGUAUGAAUACCCUUAUGAAAAGAAAUCACCUCUUAGGACUGGUUUUCAACUUCAAAUACAGCUUUGCUGUGGUGUAUAUAUGAUGUUGUACAUUAUACUUCCUUUCUGUGUCUGUCUCUGUCUGUGUCACAUUCUCACACUUGUUAUUGGUUCGGGAUGGAGGCCGACAUGUGAGUUUGGUCUGUGACUUCCAGUCCCCACUAAUUAGAGCCACUCCUCUGGUCUCUCCACAGCUCCGUAGUAAGGCAGACACGGCUCAAACUUGUUAUCUCCUGGUAUAACGAGAAUAAACCUAGAUGAAGUACACAUUUGACAAAUUUUCUCCAGUCAUGGAUUCUGCAUAUUUGUAUUUCAGACUAUGUAGCUAAGACAACAUGUAAAUUCCUCUCUUUCCUUUUUUUUUUUGGCUCAAGGAAUAUCAUUUAUUCAGUAUGAAAUCUUUAUACUAUAUGUUCCACGUGGUAAGAAUAAAUGUACAUCAAAUCUUCGUAAGCUGUUUGAUGGUUUUGUUCUUUUGGAAUAAUGAUCACUGUAAAAAAAUGUGGGUUCACAAAGCUAUAUUCAAAUAAUUAUAAACGUAUUGACAUGUCAAUAUUUAA
Messenger RNA from Cololabis saira (Pacific saury), 8596 nucleotides. It is a transcript of the gene arid1aa, whose product is annotated as AT-rich interaction domain 1Aa. Gene Ontology annotation, biological process: regulation of transcription by RNA polymerase II; positive regulation of DNA-templated transcription; chromatin remodeling. The transcript is spliced from 20 exons. The coding region runs from base 287 to 7246 and encodes 2319 amino acids. Gene Ontology annotation, molecular function: DNA binding; nucleosome binding. The record is from RefSeq and is a predicted model, not a curated record. Gene Ontology annotation, cellular component: nBAF complex; brahma complex; SWI/SNF complex. Lineage: Eukaryota; Metazoa; Chordata; Actinopteri; Beloniformes; Belonidae.